Messenger RNA from Physella acuta, 1068 nucleotides. Its product is annotated as fibrinogen C domain-containing protein 1. NCBI's taxonomy places the organism in Eukaryota, Metazoa, Mollusca, Gastropoda, Physidae. The record is from RefSeq and is a predicted model, not a curated record.
GCUGUAAUCGAGUAAAUAAUCUUCCUGAACCACACAUUUCUUGUGCAAGCGACUCAGACAUCAACACUGCUCGCAUCAUGUCUGCCAGUCUAUUGGCUGCGGUGUUGGCUGUCAACAUUCUCCUCUGCUCUGGCGACAACCUGUACGAACACCAUAAACAGAAAAAGUGCGAAAAGAGUUCUAUGUCCGAAGAUUUGCCAGAAAGAGCUGUUAUGACUUCAAUUUUAGGAUAUGCCAUUUUGUGCGACACCAAAACUGAUGGUGGUGGAUGGAUUCUGAUCAUGCGCCGUUGUGUUGGAGAGGUAAACUUUGCAAGACCUUGGUCCGAUUACAGGGACGGAUUUGGCACCUAUGAAGGUGACUUUUGGCAAGGAUUGGAACAAAUACACCAGUUAACAUACAACGGAGGAUGGGAGUUAAGAGUGGACAUGAAGUUUGAAGGCAGAGAUUACUACGCCAACUACAAAUCAUUUAAGAUCGACAGCGAGGACAAUUUCUACAAGCUUCAUGUUGGAGACUUCUCAGGAAACGUUGGGGAUGACCUCAGCUAUCAGAACGGCAUGAAUUUCUCCACAACAGACAGCUCCAGCGCCACAUCAUGUACUAUGUUUUACCGUGGGGGGUGGUGGUACAACUAUUGUCAUCAUACCUAUCUGACCGGCGAAUGGGGAUCGAAAAGUUGGGCAGAAGGUAUCCAUUGGGACUCCUUGUCCACAAGCGACAAAAAUCUCGAUUCGGCGGAAAUGAAAAUCCGAAGUCUAUAACAAGUUGUCAGUUUCCUCGUUGUAAGCCUCCGGGCUUUUGACGCAAUCAUUUUAGGGCUUUCACAAGUUAUUACAGUUUACAAAAAGGUUUAUAAAUACAAAAAGCAAUUAGUCAAUUCAAUAAAAACCAUCAGACUUCACGAGUGGGGUAAGGACUUCCACUUUACACGCCACUCCUGACCAAUAAAUUUUUAUCUAAGGACUACAUGUGUCCUUUCAUUGAACUCCUUCCUAAAAAAUAUUUUAAUUUUUGCUGUCGCUUUGCCUCUUAAAAAAUCUUUUCGAAUAAACGUCUCUUUGAUGC